GGUUAGCCUUGAAGCAUCGUCGCAGUCACGUUAUAUCGGUUUGGUGUAAUUGAACGUUUCUGAAAGGAACGUCUUAGAAUAUCUCAAGCAUCUUGGAAUAUCUUCAGCAUCUCGGUUGUGGCCGACAUAAGCGGUAUAUUAAAUACAUUUAUCUUUACUGAAAAGAAAAAGGAGAGAGAGAGGCCAGCAAAAAUAGUCGACAUCGAACAAGGAAUCGACAAGGAAAAACAUCAGAUUCAUCGGAAUCUACAUCGCCGUGCACUUCGAAGAUAACAGUAUAACCGUCAAACAACAAAAAUGAAGUGCUUGUACGUUAGCAUUAUAUUUUUUGCGUGUAACUACGUAAUAUGGGGUCAAGAUUUGGUAUUUCCAGUUGACGAGGAAGCAUCUCAUGUCAGCGGUGGUAAUAAAACGGUAAUCACAGAACGUAUACCGGUUUCAAUACCGAAUGAAUGCCCAAAAAAUAUGCUCCUCUACCCUGGCGACGGCAUAAAGAGCGCUUGGGUGUGCGACUGUAGAUCUCGAUUCGUUUACUUCCCAAUGAAUGAUUCCUGCCACGAGGUGUACCGGCAAGGUCCUUGUCCAGUGUACCAAUACGUUGUCCUACCGGAGGGUGAGGCAGUGCCACGUUGCGAGACGAAUCCUUGCUUUAUAGACGGCGCAGUACCGUUUAAUGGCACGUGUCAUCUUCUCGGAUCGGCUGAUGGGCCCUGUGGGUCCGACGCGGUAUUAGGAGUAAAUGAGACCACCUUCCAAUUGGAGUGUAUAUCGAAGGAGAUUGUGCCCUUUGUCAUAAUCGAUACGCCCAAUAAGAUCUGUCCGCCGGGCAGCCGUAGAAGCACGCUCGGCGAGUGCAAAAAACUGGGUUAGAAUAUGACGCAUUACACACCAUGAGAUACAUCACAAUAACUUUGAUAUAUUGUUACAUCAUAGUUCACAUGCAUUCACAGGUCAGGAUAUAGCUAUAUGCUUGAAUGAUGUAUCAAAUAAUAAUAGACUAACAAGUUCAUCUCUUUUCCUGGUGUAUACUUGAUAGAUUUGUGUAUAUUAUCUUAUAUAUUACAUAUACAUACAUAUGUAUAUGCUGUGUGUAUGUAUCAUGUACACACAUACACACACACACACACAGACAGCAGCACAUAUAUACAAUUUAUAAUCAGAGAAAUAUAUGCAAAGAAAUAGAGUA
This is a messenger RNA of Harpegnathos saltator (Jerdon's jumping ant), 1186 nucleotides long. RefSeq lists its product as uncharacterized. The transcript is spliced from 3 exons. NCBI's taxonomy places the organism in Eukaryota, Metazoa, Arthropoda, Insecta, Hymenoptera, Formicidae. The record is from RefSeq and is a predicted model, not a curated record. Bases 298 to 870 code for a protein of 190 amino acids.